This is a messenger RNA of Coccinella septempunctata (seven-spotted ladybird), 2781 nucleotides long. It is a transcript of the gene eIF5, whose product is annotated as eukaryotic translation initiation factor 5. The transcript has 8 exons. Gene Ontology annotation, cellular component: cytosol. NCBI's taxonomy places the organism in Eukaryota, Metazoa, Arthropoda, Insecta, Coleoptera, Coccinellidae. Gene Ontology annotation, molecular function: eukaryotic initiation factor eIF2 binding; GDP-dissociation inhibitor activity; translation initiation factor activity. The coding region runs from base 737 to 2062 and encodes 441 amino acids. Gene Ontology annotation, biological process: formation of cytoplasmic translation initiation complex; formation of translation preinitiation complex; translational initiation. The record is from RefSeq and is a predicted model, not a curated record.
AGGUCAUACGACUACAUGCACUGCUGCAUUGAAAAUUCUGGUUCUGUCUAGAAAAGCAAUUAUAGUAGUGAUUCGCACUCUUUAUCACUGGCAUAUUUAUUGUUUUAUGGGUGUUUAUUAGCUACAUAAGAAAUAAUUUGUUGUUCUAUCACUUUUAUUUCGAUUAGUUUCUGGUGAGGUCUUGGUUUAGGUAUAGUAGUCCUAGGCAAAAUCUCCAUAAAUAUUGCUAUUAAAAAAUUCGGAAAACGAGGUUUCCAACCAUCAUUAUCUUUCGUUUGUUCGCCAAAUAUCAUAUUUUGUCCACCAUUUGAUAUCGUCCAGAGGGGCGCUACUAUUUUAUAUGACUUUGGUAAAAUCAUCAGAGACAUUACUAAACAAAAGCAUUGUUGGGAGUUUAGGGCCCGAACUAGCGAGGUGUAUGACUUCGCAGCGACGAGAGCCCACCUGUUAUAGUGAAUGGUUACAUAAUUGGCAGCGUUCAUGAUACCAUCGGUUACCUAGCUUAAUUGAUGUGUUCUCUUCCAGGACUACAAAAUUCUCAUCCAAUAGGCAUCGGAAACUUCAACCCUUCAGAGAAACGUGACUGACGACGACCGCGCCUACAAAUAAUAUCAAUAUAUCACGAUUUCUUCAGCCGCCUACCAUCAACCGGCAACAUUUCUCCCCUAGCCAAAAGGAAUAAUAGCGCUUCCUUCUCAAACAUCAGCACUCAGCAGCCCCGCUUAAGUACUCCACCAUGAGCAUAAACGUUAACCGUAACGUGAGCGAUGUGUUCUACCGUUACAAGAUGCCCAGGCUAAUAGCCAAGGUCGAGGGCAAAGGUAACGGCAUCAAGACCGUCAUUGCCAACAUGACGGACGUCGCGAAGGCCCUUGGUCGGCCGCCCACCUAUCCGACCAAGUAUUUCGGCUGCGAACUUGGCGCUCAGACACUGUUCGAUUUCAAGAACGAACGUUACAUCGUCAACGGAUCUCACGAUGCAAACAAGCUUCAGGAUCUACUGGAUGGUUUCAUCAGGAAAUUCGUCCUCUGUCCGGAAUGUGAUAACCCAGAGACGGACCUUCUAGUCUCUACCAAACGCAACACAAUAUCGCAGGGUUGCAAGGCCUGCGGAUACCACGGCCUGCUCGAAUCUAACCAUAAGCUGGUUACUUACAUACUGAAGAACCCGCCUACCCUGAACCCUGCAUCGCAGGGUUCUUCGCUUACCGAGGGAAAACGUUCGAAACGUAGCAAAAAGAAUGGAGACUCGAACGCCAACGGCGAGGGUCAAGAUGACCAGGAUAUGGUAGAUGCCCCUCCAGAGUCUAUCAAGAACGGAGCUGGUGACGAUGAUGAUACGGAAUGGACAGUCGACGUGUCUGAGGAAGCAGUUAGGGCCAGAAUGCAAGAUUUGACAGACGGCGCUAAGAACAUGACCAUCAGCGAUGACCUUGAGAAAACCGAAAAAGAGAGGAUCGACAUUUUGUAUGGCUUAGUCAAGUCCAAACGUGAUGCCAACCAAUUGGAGGACCUCACGGUGCAAAAGGAGAUCGCUAAUGAAGCGGAACGUCUUGAGGUUAAAACAAAGGCGCCGUUGUUGCUGUGCGAGUUGCUUUUCGAUCAAAACAUUCUCGGCCAAAUAAAGAAAUACCGUAUGUUAAUACUGCGUUUCACCUUGAACGACAAAAAAGCGCAACGCUAUCUCAUGGGCGGUAUUGAACAAGUCAUUGCCUUGCACAAGGAUCAGCUCAUGGCAAAAGUGCCAAAUAUCUUGAAGGUGCUUUACGAUUUGGAUGUAUUGAGUGAGACUGCUAUCAUUGAAUGGAGCGAGAAGGUUUCGAAAAAAUAUAUCACCAAAGAGAUCAGCCAAGAAAUUCAUGAUAAGGCAGCUCCGUUCAUUAAGUGGCUCAAGGAAGCUGAAGAGGAAGAAAGUGACAGUGAAGAGUCCGAGAGCGAUGUUGAAAUUGAGUAUAACGAUAGAGCUCAAAUAUCGCCUCUGAAAAAGAAAGUCCAAGAGGCUCCUGCCAAAAAAAUCGAGGAGGAAGAGGAUGUGGCAGAUGUUGAUAUAGAUGCUAUCUAAAGCACUUCCGACGUCAAAAUGGGAUACUGUACCAAUUUCAGUGUUAAUCUGGUAUCUUCCAGGUACUUCAUUUUAUUAAUAUUGCUUGAAUCCUCUUAGUUUCAAAUUGAAUUGAUGGCAUAUUAUUUUUUCAACAUCCAUUUCAUUUAAGUUUGAAUUUCAAUUGAGUGGACGAGUCAUUGCUUUCUGGUAGGCCUAAGCCCACAAUUAUCUGAGCGAUUGGUGCAGUAUUUUACUGAUAUAAAGAUGUGUGAAUUCUUAAAGAAAAAAUAAAGAAAAUCAAAUAAAAACUGGAUCGAUGUUCAAAUAACCUUUAGCGAAAAGUUGAUGUUUUGUAUGACAUUGAUUCUCCAAUGUCUGCUCUAUACUUUUUCUAUUAAUUACAAUAAAUUCACACAGCUUUAUGGGGAUCACUCCACAGGUGUCCUUAAUGUUUUUAUUUGUUGUAAUUUUUUCAUUCACUCAACAUCAGAUACUUAUCUGAUUCUCUAUUGGUACAUUUGGUAAAUAAUCAAAAAAUUCUCAUAGAUUUAUAAUUCUGGCUCUGCGAUUACCAUAAAAUAGUUUUUAUAUAAUGAAAAUGUUAUAAUAAAGGAAUUAUAUUUACUUAUGGUUAGAUAGGUUUCAUAUUUUACCAUGUCCCAUUUUAAAAUAAAAUGUAUAUGUGGGUUUCAAUUGAUUAUUGUUUCAAUGUCAAUAAAAUGCAUUUCAAAACGUUA